Helobdella robusta is the source of this 540-nucleotide messenger RNA. RefSeq lists its product as hypothetical. The annotation marks the transcript as partial. The transcript is spliced from 2 exons. The record is from RefSeq and is a predicted model, not a curated record. Lineage: Eukaryota; Metazoa; Annelida; Clitellata; Rhynchobdellida; Glossiphoniidae.
GUAGGGUCUCCGGGUUUGCCUGGACCAAAUGGCCAAAUUGGUUCUCCAGGAGUACAAGGACCACAAGGUGACAAAGGUAUUCAAGGUGAAACUGGACCAGCUGGUUCCCCUGGCAAUAUUGGUCAACCUGGAAUUUCAGGUCAACCUGGUCAGCCUGGACCAAACGGUCAGUCUGGUGCUCCAGGUCUAAAUGGAGAUCAGGGUGAUACCGGAUCAUCUGGGUCUGUUGGAAUGCAAGGAUCUCCGGGUAAUCCGGGACAACGUGGUGAUAUUGGACAGCAGGGACAAGCUGGACUCCAGGGUCCAACGGGUCAACCUGGUCAAUCAGGUCAAAGAGGAUCGCAAGGUUUAAGAGGUGAUCCAGGUCAAAAUGGAGCUAAUGGUCAGCAAGGUCAACCUGGACCAAAAGGCUUGACAGGAGAUCCUGGUUCACCUGGAUCCAACGGACAACAAGGGCAGCAGGGAUUGAGAGGUGAUCCAGGACCUGUUGGUGAUACUGGAAUCUCAGGAGAUACUGGCUCGCCUGGUCCACAAGGUUAA